Molecule: messenger RNA, 258 nt
Organism: Paramecium pentaurelia
Lineage: Eukaryota; Ciliophora; Oligohymenophorea; Peniculida; Parameciidae
Source: the annotation of a GenBank genome assembly
AUGAAAAGGGCAGAUCCAAGAGGUAAAGGAGUAAGAUUAUCUAUAAAAUAGGUUUAGGUUAAGAGUGAAAUUAUUAGAUUUUAUAUACACAUUUGCAUAGGACAUCAGUAUAUCAAAAGUAACCUUUUCGAAUUAUCAUGCAAUUCUAUCCAUUCUCCAUUUUAAACCUUCAUCAUUAAAAGCUCACAAAUUUAAUAAUACCUGAAUAAGCUAUUUAAUUUCAACUUUAAAAACUAAAAUAAUUAAAAAUAAAAUUGA